Molecule: messenger RNA, 1429 nt
Organism: Bactrocera dorsalis (oriental fruit fly)
Lineage: Eukaryota; Metazoa; Arthropoda; Insecta; Diptera; Tephritidae
Product: transcription factor p65
Exons: 2
Coding region: 490-1323 (277 amino acids)
Biological process (GO): inflammatory response; canonical NF-kappaB signal transduction; response to cytokine
Cellular component (GO): cytoplasm
Molecular function (GO): DNA-binding transcription factor activity
Source: RefSeq, a predicted model, not a curated record
AAUAAAUGAAGAGCUUACGGUUACAACGAAACGCAGAAAAGUUUGUAUGUUUUCAAAGCAACAAUGGAACACUCCUCCUUCAUGAGCUUGAACCACAGAUUAUCUGCCUGUUAACCUUAUCAAUAUAUUACACCACAAUUGUCUAUAUCCCAUGGAUACAUAUUAAGGUAGAACAACAUUGUUUUUUGACAUUGAUGUCUGAUACCUUGAGCCAAUAUGGCAUCCUUCCGCGAAUCGCGCCAAACAACGGUAAACCGUCCUCACCGUUCGCAUAUACCAUAUGUACGAGUAUAUGGUAAAGAGCACACUCACAAGUUGUUAAAUAAAGUCAAGUAUAACGUAGAGAAAGUUAGGCGUGUUAAGAAGCUGUGUUUUUAAGAAAAUAAAUUCUACACAAUUUUGUUCUCUGAACUUCAACAAUUUUAUGGAUGGAGUAGACCCGAUCCCAUCUACGACAAGAAGUCGAAGUCAGACCUCAUUAUUCGUGAGAUGUGCAGUUCGGGAACGGUGCUGGGCAACAAGACAAUCAUGUUUCUCUGCGAGAAGGUGACGAAGGAAGACAUAGCGGUGCGUUUUUUCGUGGAGAAAAAUGGUGCUGUGGCUUGGCAAGCUUAUGGCGAAUUCGAUCCCUCCAUGCAUGUGCAUAAACAAACCGGAAUUACAUUGAGAACUCCACAAUAUCACAACACCGAUAUUGAAGAGCCCGUAAAGGUAUUCGUGCAACUGCAAAGACCUUCCGAUGGUGCCGUCAGUGAGCCUUGGCAAUUCAACUAUGAACCAGUCAAAAAGUUACGGUUAAGACGUAAAUGUAGACUAAACGAUCUUACUAUGGACUCACUUAAAGUUAGUGAGAACCAGACGGUUGCCAAUAAACCGAUACAAAAUAACAUUACCCUUGUUGCCACACAAGCAAAUUUGGAUAAGUUCUUCGUUUCUGGUGAGAUGACACCAUCGCCAGAACCAAUGUCACCGUCCUCAUCAACCAGCAAGAGUGAUACGUCGACAACAACUUCGCCUUACGGCAAAGUCACGGAGGUGAUUAACCUGGAAAGUGGUACGGCGGACGUCCAAGAAACUCUCAAUGUUGAGAUGUUUCCAAGGACACUGGAAAUUUAUGAGGAGAUUAAAGUUUGUAAGAGUAACCGAAAGUCGCCAUUGCCAAAACUUAAAACUAUUCAAAACCAGCCACAACAACCUCAUUUGUUGCAGCAACCGAAUCAGACAGAAAUACAGCAACAACAAUCACAAGGACACCAAUUGCCGCAACCAGAACAACACUACUCGAUCACACCAUCACUGAGGACUUCGAAGUGGCGCCUUUAACCUUCUCAGUCUAGAUGUGUUCGAGUUCGCCUAUACUUAUUUAAUUAUGUGUCUAAAAUGAAGAUGUAAUACAAUACUUUCAGAUAAAUACAUAUAUGUAAUUUAA